Molecule: messenger RNA, 3160 nt
Organism: Arabidopsis lyrata subsp. lyrata
Lineage: Eukaryota; Viridiplantae; Streptophyta; Magnoliopsida; Brassicales; Brassicaceae
Product: putative U-box domain-containing protein 53
Exons: 9
Coding region: 490-2913 (807 amino acids)
Biological process (GO): protein phosphorylation; protein ubiquitination
Molecular function (GO): ubiquitin-protein transferase activity; protein kinase activity; ATP binding
Source: RefSeq, a predicted model, not a curated record
CUUGUUUAUUAGAGAUUGUAAUCAUGCUUGGCUUGAUGGGUUUUGUUUCCAAGCUUUUUUUCUGCUUAAGUUCAAAACUUUAUGUGCUUGAAUCUUAAAAUUUAGGUUCUAAAAAAUUAUUCUGAAUUGCAAUAUUCCUCUCCAAUUGCAUUGUCUAGCUGUCUAUAUCUAAAUUGACUUUGGAAUGUGGGAUUGUUAUGUCUAGAUUUUGAAUUUUUGAGUAUCAAAGCAUCUCUUGAUCGAUGCAUUCUCUGUUUGAUAUCAAUUUGUUUAUUGUUCCUUGGCUCAAGGAUCUUCAUUUCAAUUUGUGAUGUUGUUGAAUGAUUUAUCUCCAAAUGGAUUUUGAGACACAGCUUGAGAUUGCUACUGUCUCAUCUGGUUGGAAGAAAGAUAGGGGAUGAGUAGAACCGUUGCUGACCAUCUUGCGUAGAGCUGGCCCUGACAUUUUAGAGGCUCCACAAGCGGGUGCUUUGACUUUCUUGAGAAUAAAUGGACUCUUUUUUCAAAAACUCAUAUCUGGAUCCAAAGCCGGCGCGUGCCCAGCUUCCUAAGAGGGCUAGCUCUGAUCUUGCGUCUCCUUCUCAACCGCUAAACAUUGCGAUAGCUAUUAGUGGGAGCGAUAAAAGCAAGAAUGUACUGAAGUGGGCGCUCAACAAGUUUGGUUCUGACAAAAAUGUCACUUUCAAGCUGAUUCACAUCCAUCCAAAAAUUACUACUCUACCCACAGCUUCGGGAAACAUAGUCUCUAUAUCCGAGGAACUAGAGGAUGUGGCAACUGCUUAUAGACAAAAAGUGAUGCAGGAGACAAAAGAAACUCUUCUUAAACCUUUCAAGAAAAUGUGCCAGCGGAAAAAGGUUGCAGUGGAACUUCAAGUGCUCGAAUCAAAUAGUGUUGCAGUGGCGAUAACCAAAGAGGUUAAUCAGCAUUUGAUCAGCAAUCUUGUCAUUGGACGCGCAUCUCAAAGUGCCUCCUCGAGGAAUUAUGAUAUUACAGCGACGAUAUCAGCAAGUGUGUCAAACUUAUGCACAGUCUAUGUUGUCUCAAAAGGAGGAGUCCAUAUUCUUGCAAAAGAUAAAUUAUCGUCUGACACGGAGAGGAAUGACACUUCAGAAUCUGGUUAUGAGAGAACAGAUUCCAGCUGUUCUUCAGGUUCAGGACCUAACUCAGAUCUAAUGUCAAAUGCACUCAAAUCUAACCCUCAUGUUCUGUCCAAGAAGAGAAUGCAAAAUCUCCCGACAAUAGUAAGAGAGGUUUCUGUUCUUACGGAAACUAGUUCUACUGAGUCAGAUGAAACUAGAAAGAGGUCUUCGGAUGCUGCAGAGGAAGCAAGCAAGAGAAGUAGCCCUGAAAAAUCGCGUAGUGUUUCUUGGAAUCCUCGGUUUAGAGAUUUCGAUGAGAGAAAAGACGCUAUGAGUUCCAUGUCUAGCAACUUUGAAUAUGGAAAUGUUACUCCCUUUGGAAACUAUUUCACAGACAACCAGGACACGCUCAAUGAAAUUUCGAAGUUGAGAGCUGAGCUUAGACAUGCUCAUGAAAUGUAUGCAGUGGCUCAAGUAGAAACGUUGGAUGCUUCUCGCAAGCUAAAUGAGCUUAAGUUUGAAGAGCUAACGCUUAUGGAGCACGAAACGAAGGGGUUAGCAGCAAAGGAAACAGAGAAGUUUGAGCAGAAGAGAAGGGAAGAGAGAGAAGCUGCACAAAGAAGAGAAGCUGAGAUGAAAGCAACCCAUGAAGCCAAAGAGAAGGAGAAGCUUGAAGAAAGUUCCCUUGUGGCUCCUAAGCUGCAAUACCAAGAGUUCACGUGGGAAGAAAUCAUUACCGCAACUUCAUCAUUCUCUGAAGAUUUAAAGAUUGGAAUGGGAGCUUACGGGGAUGUUUACAAAUGCAAUCUGCAUCAUACAAUCGCCGCUGUCAAAGUUUUGAAUUCAGCUGAAAGUAGUCUAUCCAAGCAAUUCGAUCAAGAGCUCGAAAUCUUGAGCAAGAUCAGGCACCCGCACUUGGUUCUUCUUCUAGGAGCAUGUCCUGAGCACGGCGCUCUAGUCUAUGAGUACAUGGAAAACGGUAGCCUGGAAGAUAGACUGUUCCAAGUCAACGAUAGUCAACCAAUCCCGUGGUUCGUGCGGUUCAGAAUCGCUUGGGAAGUGGCAUCAGCACUUGUUUUCCUCCACAAAUCAAAACCGACACCAAUCAUCCACCGCGAUCUUAAGCCCGCCAACAUCUUGCUUAAUCACAACUUUGUCAGCAAAGUAGGAGAUGUUGGUCUUUCCACAAUGAUCCAAGCUGCCAACCCAUUGUCAACCAAAUUCACCAUGUACAAACAGACAAGCCCCGUGGGAACGUUAUGCUAUAUCGAUCCCGAAUAUCAGAGAACCGGAAGGAUAUCUCCAAAAUCAGACGUCUAUGCUUUCGGAAUGAUCAUUCUGCAGCUUCUCACUGGUCAACAGGCUAUGGCACUGACAUAUACAGUAGAAACAGCCAUGGAGAACAACGACUACGACGAGCUAAUACAGAUUCUUGAUCAAAAAGCGGGUAACUGGCCAAUCGAAGAAACCAGGCAAUUAGCUGGUUUAGCACUCCAGUGUACAGAGCUCCGUUCUAAAGACAGGCCUGAUUUGGAAGAUCAGAUUCUUCCAGUAUUGGAGAGCUUAAAGAAAGUAGCUGAUAAAGAAAGAAACUCGCUUUCCACAGCGCCAAGUCAACCUCCAAGCCAUUUCAUCUGCCCAUUACUUAAGGAUGUGAUGAAGGAGCCAUGUAUUGCGGCUGAUGGGUACACUUAUGACCGGAGAGCCAUAGAGGAGUGGAUGGAGAACCACCGGACGUCACCGGUGACUGAGUCGCCUUUACAAAACGUGAGCCUUUUGCCCAAUCACACUCUGUACGCAGCCAUCGUUGAAUGGAGAAAAAGAAAUCAGUAAGGCAAAAAAAAAAAAAAAGCGCUAUGUUUUAAUGCCACUCUUUGAAACUGCGUAGCGUUUUUCAGUUUAGAGAAACGGCGAGAUGUUCUUACGGCCUUUUUCUUUUGGUUUGUUUGUUCUUUUGGAAUUUGGAAUGACCUUUUUCUUGCAUAUGGAUUUAUUUUAUUCUUUACUUUGUGGAUUCGGUUGAAAUGUAUAGUAUGUAAUUUGGUAUUAACAGAUUGAUAAACCAUUUCGAUCUAAAUCU